AUGGACGCACUGCUGCAAGCAGCCGCGCGAAGCAGAGGGCCCGGAGCCAGGACCCCCCCCCUUUCGCCCACUGUCGAAACGCCGAAUGAAAGCACGCUCACCCGAUUCCCCGGGCUCCCUGCCCGCGAGGUUGGCACCCUCGUCUUCGCCACUGCCGGCGCCGCGCUGGCGCUGCGCGCCGCCUCGCGCCGGGCCGCGGGGAAGCCCCGCGCCGCGGCGGUGGCGAGGCGAGCCAAGGACCACGUCAACCUCGGCACGGUGGGCCACGUGGACCACGGCAAGACGACCCUGUCGGCGGCGAUCUCGGUGGUGUGCUCGCAGUUCAACACGAGCACGGACACCAAGAUGAAGUCGUACGAGGAGAUCGACAACGCCCCCGAGGAGCGGGCCCGCGGGAUCACGAUCAACGCCUCGCACAUCGAGUACGAGACGCCGACGCGCCACUACUGCCACGUGGACUGCCCUGGCCACGCGGACUACGUCAAGAACAUGAUCACGGGCGCUUGCCAGAUGGACGGCGGCAUCCUGGUGAUCUCGUCUCCCGACGGUCCCAUGGCCCAGACCCGCGAGCACAUCCUGCUCUCGAAGCAGGUGGGCGUGCCCAAGCUCGUCUGCUUCAUGAACAAGGUGGACGUGAUGGAUGACGAGGAGUUGCUGGAGCUCGUCGAGUUGGAGACCCGUGAGAUGCUGAGCCAGUACGGCUUCCCUGGCGACGACGUGCCCUUCGUCCAGGGCUCCGCGCUGCAGGCGCUCGAGGCCAUGAAGGCGAACCCUGGCACCAAGCGUGGCGACGACAAGUGGUGCGACAAGAUUUUGGAGCUCAUGGACACGGUGGACGAGUACAUCGAUCUCCCCGAGCGCCAGACCGACAAGCCCUUCCUGCUGGCCGUCGAGGACGUGUUCUCCAUCUCGGGCCGCGGCACGGUGGCGACUGGCCGCGUGGAGCAGGGCGUCGUGAAAAAGGGCGACGAGGUCGAGAUCUUGGGCAGAGGCAAGAAGGCGCAGAAGUCCGUCGUCACGGGGAUCAGGAUGUUCAACACCGACCUCCCCGAGGGCCCAGCGGGCUACACCGUCGGUGUGCUGUGCCGCGGCGUGUCUCGCGACGACAUUUCCCGCGGGCAGGUGAUCUGCGCCCCGGGCGCCACCAAGACGCACACGAAGUUCAAGGCCAACAUCUACCUGUCCAGCAAGGACGAGGGAGGCCGCAGCAACCCGAUCAUGCCCGGCUACAUGCCCGUCUUCUACUUCCGCACGUGCGACGUCACCGGGAAGAUGGUGACCAUGGCGAGCUCCGAGGGGAACGCGGUGCAGAUGGCGAUGCCUGGCGACGACGUCACGAUCGAGGGUGAGCUGAUCGCCGCCACCCCGAUCGAGACGGGCAUGCGCUUCGCCAUGCGCGAGGGAGGCAAGACCAUCGGCCAGGGUCUGAUCACCGAGGUGAGCUGA
This is a messenger RNA of Prorocentrum cordatum, 1446 nucleotides long. NCBI's taxonomy places the organism in Eukaryota, Dinophyceae, Prorocentrales, Prorocentraceae. The record is from the annotation of a GenBank genome assembly.